Messenger RNA from Populus nigra (black poplar), 3738 nucleotides. Its product is annotated as trihelix transcription factor GTL1-like. The record is from RefSeq and is a predicted model, not a curated record. The transcript has 3 exons. Bases 640 to 3018 code for a protein of 792 amino acids. Lineage: Eukaryota; Viridiplantae; Streptophyta; Magnoliopsida; Malpighiales; Salicaceae.
UCUCCAUUCAUUCAUCUCUCUCUCUCUCUCUCUCUCUCUCUCUCUCUCUCUCUCCAGCCCCAUCCUUCCAUUUCUCUUUUAUGUUUUACACACUGUCAUGCUUUGUACCACUGUAUAGUGCAGCUGAUGAUGAUGAUGAUUAUUAUGCUCUUCGUCUGAUAUUCUUUUUUUUUUCUCUUCUUUACUGCUGGCUUUUUUUUUUCCUUGAAUUAAAAACAAGAAAAGGGUUUUUUUUUUUUAAGAAAAUAAUAAUAAAUCAAAUCUGAAGAAGAGGCAGCAGCUGCAGCAGCAGCUAGCACUAACUCAUAGGAAUUCUUUCUUUCUUUCUUGGCUUUUAUUUUAUCUUUUCCAGUUGUCUACUCUCUCCCUCUCUCUUUUUUUUGCCCUUUCUUUUUAACAUCACCUCCAUCUUUCACCAAAACUUCCCUUACUCUCUCUCUCUCUCUCUCUCUCUCUUGCUCUCCCUCUCAAUUCUCUUAUCUUCUUCCUUAAUCCCUUUAUGCUCUAGUGAGGGUGGGGGACAGAGGGAUCAAUAAACUAUUGCUUGCUGAAUUAUUAUCAUAGAUGAAGAGAGAUCCUCAACCUCGAGAAUUGUAAAUUUAAUAUCAAGAAAAGUACUGGAGAGAGUUAAGUUCAAGGAUGCAACAAGGAGGUGGAGAAAGAGGGUCAUCACAGUCACAAUAUGCAGUGUCACAGCAACAGCAACAACAAGGUGAUAUACCUUUACCUCCUUCUACAUCUGCUGCACUGGCAACCCACAUGCAGCAGCAGCAGCAGCAAGUCGUAGAAGAGGCAUCACCCAUUAGCAGCAGACCUCCUGCCACUGCUGCCACAACAAGUGGUGGUGGUGUUAUGAAUUUGGAUGAGUUUAUGAGACUUUCAGGUGGUGGUGGUGGUGCAGAAGAAGAUAUUGCUGGAGAAGAAGCAGAUCGAACAGGAGGUAUUGCUAGUGGCAAUAGGUGGCCAAGGCAAGAAACACUUGCCCUUUUGCAAAUUAGGUCUGAAAUGGAUGCUGCUUUUCGUGAUGCCACCUUAAAGGGUCCUCUAUGGGAGGAUGUUUCAAGGAAGCUAGCAGAGAUGGGAUACAAGAGAAGUGCCAAGAAAUGCAAAGAAAAGUUUGAGAACGUGCACAAGUAUUACAAAAGAACAAAGGAAGGUAGAGCUGGUCGUCAAGAUGGGAAAAGCUAUAGGUUUUUUAGCCAGCUUGAAGCUUUGCAGAAUACUGGUGGUGGUGGUGUUUCUUCUAGCAUCAGCAAUGUGUCUGGUGUUGCUCCUCAGCUGAUUGGCACUGCAACAGCAAGCAGCCUAGAUGUCGCUCCUGUUUCUGUUGGGAUUCCUAUGCCUAUAAGAACUCCUCCACCUUCUUCUCAGGUGCCUCAACCAGCUUCAAAUAUUGGUUCCAUGUUUCCUCCUGAUUUGGGGGCAACAGUGGCGCCUGCAGCUGCUGCUGGUGCCCCGGUUCGAAUCAGCUUCUCGUCGAAUGAGUCUUCUUCCUCUCAAAGUUCUGAAGAUGACGACGACGAUGAGGAUGAAGGUAUAUUAGGAGGACAAACAUCAGCCAUGGGCGCUGGUACGAGUCGAAAACGUAAAAGGGCAUCAUUAUCAUCGUCGAAAGGAGAAACACAUCGUAUGAUGGAGUUUUUUGAGGGGCUAAUGAAGCAGGUUAUGCAAAAGCAAGAGGCAAUGCAACAGAGAUUUUUGGAGGCGAUUGAGAAGAGGGAACAAGAUAGGAUGAUAAGGGAUGAAGCUUGGAAAAGGCAAGAAAUGGCUAGAUUGAGUCGUGAACAUGAGAUUAUGGCUCAAGAACGGUCUAUUUCGGCUAGUCGAGAUGCAGCUAUUGUUGCCUUUCUACAGAAAAUUACUGGCCAAACUAUUCAUUUGCCUACGCCUGUAUCAAUUGCUCCUCUAGUUUCACAACCACCACCACCAACACAGCCACAACAGGUUCAAAUAGCGCCAUUGGUCACUGUCUCAACACAACCACCACUGCAACCGCAACCCAUGCCACUGUCACAAGUAACACCACAACAAAAUAAGCAACUACCCCAACAGCAACAUCACCAACAACAGCAGCACCAACAAGUUCAUCAUCAACACCAACCACCGUCCAUUUCUUCAGAAAUAGUAAUGGCGGUCCCGGAACAACAAAUAGCACCACUGGAACUUGGAAGUGGUGGGAGCGAACCAGCAUCAUCAAGAUGGCCAAAGCCAGAAGUUCUUGCACUUAUAAAGUUGAGAAGUGGGCUUGAAACUAGAUACCAAGAAGCUGGGCCUAAGGGACCACUUUGGGAAGAAAUCUCAGCAGGGAUGCUAAGGUUGGGCUAUAAAAGAAGUUCCAAAAGAUGCAAAGAGAAAUGGGAGAAUAUCAAUAAGUAUUUCAAGAAAGUUAAAGAGAGUAACAAGAAACGGACAGAAGAUGCCAAGACUUGCCCUUAUUUUCAUGAACUUGAUGCCCUUUAUAGGAAAAAGAUACUUGGAAGCAGUAGUGGUGGUGCGGGAAGCACCUCCACUAGUGGCUUUGACAGCCAAAUUAAUAGGCCACAAAAACAGCAGCACCAGCAUCAAGAGAGCUUAGAAUUGGAUCCAAUGCCACCUCCAAUGCAGCAGACAGUGCCACAACAGACACAAGCCACAGAAUCACAAAACAAAAAUGGGGCUAGUGUUGAUGUUCAAGCAAGCAACACAGUUUUAGCAGGAAGCCCCUUUGGAGAAGGAAAUGGAGGAGCAGAAAAGAAGCCAGAAGACAUCGUGAAGGAGCUGAUGAAACAGCAGGGGACUCAACAACAACAACAGUUAAUGGUGGAUGACUAUGACAAGAUGGAGGAAGGUGACAGCGAAAACGUAAAUGAAGAUGAAUAUGAUGAGGAGGACGACGGCGACGAAGAUGAAGAAGAAGAUGAGGCAUUGCAAGAGGAGAGGAAAAUGGCAUACAAGAUAGAGUUUCAAAGGCAGAACACAAGUAAUGCCACCAAUGGAGGAGGGUCUGGGGCACCCUCCUUUUUGGCCAUGGUUCAAUAGUACCAUUGUCAAUAUCCUCAGAUCCCAAAAUGUACCAUAUGUGUGCAGAAGCUCAAAUCAAACAAAAGUUAUCUAACAAAAAUAUUUGAGUUCAAAGCCUGACAACCUUAAAAAUUCUUCCUUUUUGUUUCCUUCCCUCCUUUUAAUUCCAUUUCCCUUCACCCCAUAAAUUCUUUUCUCAUCCUGUCCCUUUCCUUUCCCUUUUCUUCUAUCCUUCUUCACCAUAGUAGCUUUGUUGCGAUGAAAUGUCCUUUUGCAUGGCAAUCAUGCAUCACCACUAUUUGUAUCACUUUUUCUUUCAAUUUAUUGAUUUGUUGUUGAAUAAAGCACCUGUUUGUUCAAGACAAGACAGGAGGAUUGAUCAAGGGAUUAAGACCAAAAUAAGCUUGCCUAGCCUAUCUGGCUACCUAGCAGCCAGCCAGCAAAAGCUUAGUCAUUUAUUCAUGUCAACAUCAUCAAAGAGAUCAUCAGACUGAAGACAGCAGCUAGCAAAGAAGCAGCCCAGAAGAAGAAGAUGCGGAGUGAGAGCAAGAAAUUAUACAAGUUAAUUAGAGCAAUUAAUAUGCAUGCUGGUAAUUUGUGAUCGUAUAAUCAUUAGAAGAAGCUAGCAGAUCUUGUUACUUAAUUAAUUUUAAUUUUCUUCGAUUCAUAAGCAUUGCUUAAGUACUUUCUCUUGCUUUGCACGAGCUUAAUGACCAAUCUUGGGUGGUUUUCUAGUAA